This is a messenger RNA of Funneliformis caledonium, 1098 nucleotides long. The record is from the annotation of a GenBank genome assembly. NCBI's taxonomy places the organism in Eukaryota, Fungi, Glomeromycota, Glomeromycetes, Glomerales, Glomeraceae.
AUGUCUUUUUCAUCAGAUGAAGCUAGUGUAAUGCUUGGUAAAAAUAAUGAUGUGGCAACUAAACUUACAAAUAAAAAUCCUUAUUUAUUUGUAAGUCAUUGCAUUACACAUAGAUUAGCGUUAGCUUGUAAUUCAGCUCAAAAGAAAAUGGUUUUUUGUAAAUAUAUAGAAACCUUAAUUAAAGAAACAUAUAAUUUCUUUAGUAAUGCUAAAAAAAGAGUUGAUACUUUAAGGCAAUUUCAGUCAGUAUUGGAUUACCUAAUUUUAAAAAUAAAAAAUAUCUUUGAAAUUAGAUGGUUAUCUUGGUAUGAAGCAGUUAAAAGUAUAUGCAUAUCUAUCAAACCAUUACUGGAUACAUUUCUUGAAAUAGCAACAACAACUUCUUUUCAAAGACAACAAUCAAUAUUUGAUUUAUAUUCUAAAAUCUGUAAUUGGAAAGUUUUGGUUUUUUUACACUUUUUAUAUGAUAUUUUAGGUUAUUUAAUGGAACUUAGUAAGAUGUUUCAACGAAGAUAUAUUAUGUUUUCUGAUAUUGAUCCUAUAAUUAAUUCUACGAUUCAAAAAAUACAACAUGAAUAUUUAGAUAUUGAUGAUUAUGGAAAUCCAAAGUUAAGUGCACAUCUAAAUGAUUUUUUAUUAAAAAUACCAUCAGCAGAAGAUUCUAUUGGAGAUCACCAUAUUUUAUUUAAAUCUGAGGACAAAAUUAAUUUACAACUAGAAAUUAUGGAAUUUGCAGCAGCUGUCAUUUGUAAAAUUAAUGACAGAUUUCCACAUAGAUUAAUUUUAUCUGCCAUGAAAAUAAUAAAUCCAAUGGAAUGGUCAAAGGAUAAAGAAAGUUUAGUUGAUUAUGGUAAAGAAGAAUUAGAAAAGUUAAUUAAUAUUUAUGGAAUAGCUAAAGAGCCUAAUUACCCAAUGCCAAUUAUUGAUGCUGAUUCUAUUUGUGAUGAAUGGAAUAAUUUUAAAGCUAUAGUCCUAGCAAAUUAUGAAAAACUUUCUACUGAUGAUUUCCUGCCACUAUUAUUUCAAUAUCAUUCUGAUAUGUAUCCUAAUAAUCUUGUUUUAAUUAGUAUAUUUUAUUCUAUACCAUUUCUAGUGUAG